AUGCCGCAGUCAAUACGGGAUCGUGAAAAAUUGCACGGAAUAAUUAUAAUGAGGGAAAUAAGGGAACCGAGUGAGAAAAAAAUGAUCCGCUUCGUUAUUUUGAGCUGUUCAAUAGCUCUGUUAACUCUCGCGAAAACUUCCACAGGUCUCAUCUUCGAGGAGUUUAUUGUGCAUCGCACAUGCCUAAAUUCGAUAGAGACAGAUGACACUUCGAAGUGCAGUAUUCACGGGAAAAAUGAUAGCACGGCAACCGAAUUACAUUUAAAAGCUGAAACUGAACAGUAUGCGAGUAUGAUUGUGAUGGCAAAGGCUAUGAUCGAAAGCUUACUGUCAGCUACCGUUUCCUUAUUUCUCGGUCCUUGGAGCGACAAAGGUGGACGAAGACCUCUCUUGCUGGGAGGAUUCAUCGGUUAUACGGUGAUGUUCACGAUGCUCUCCUUGAUGUGCCGUUGGGACAUAAAUCCUUGGUAUAUGAUAAUUCCCUCGAUCCCUGGAUUCAUCCCCGGAGGAGUGAGCACAGUAUUAUUGGCUGGAAUGUGUUACAUAUCCGAUUCAACCAAAGAAGAACAAAGAACGCCCCUAAUGGCUUGGAUGCAGGCUGCUGUCGUCGGUGGAACAAUCUUGGGUACAUUUGGAGGGCCUGUCAUAUCGACAAACUGUGGCUACACAACUGUUUUCAGCAUAGGCGCGAUCUGUUGUGCAUUGUCGACACUAGUAACUUACUUCGCUAUUCCUGAAUCGGUCAAGUCUGCGACUAAGGAGUCACAUUUACGUGGACUGUUCGACGUCUCCCUUGUGCGGAAGCUUGUUACUAGUUUCGUAGUUAAACGGGACGGCUUUCAUCGGCCUGUUGCCUGGCUUGCGAUAUUCAUCAUCACUUGGAGCGCCUUGCUUUUCGGAGGAAGUAUGAGCAUAGGCUUUCUGUUCACAAAAGCGUGUCUGGACUGGGAUGUUGCACAAUACUCUUACGCUACUGGCGUUGGUUAUCUGCUGAACAUCGCAGCCUUGUGUGGAGCUUCUCUAUUCGGAACAAGAUUAGGCAUUUCGGACACAACGUUGGCCACUCUAGGCCUCGUCUCAAGCUUCAGUUUUUCGCUUGUGAAAGCUUUCGUAUGGACAGACUGGCACAUGUAUCUUGCAGUGUCAAUUGGAAUGUUCGUUGGAAUUGUGCCACCAGUUAUGCGAUCCAUCUUAUCGAAAUCAGUGCCGCCUAGUGAUAUUGGUACUGUGUUGUCGCUGACGGGGCUUUUGGAAACAUUGAGUCCAAUGGUCGGAGCGCCGCUAUUUGCGUUGAUAUUCUCCCAUUACUUACCACCGAUAUAUCCGUCGCCAGUUUACCUUGUUUCCGCUGCUGCGUUAGCGUUGUUGGUACUCUGCACAGCGUGCAUCGAAAUAUUGAUGAGGAGGUCGUGUAACGUGCAAUCUUACACUGCCACCUCGCAAAAAGAGACGGAAGAAUAG
This is a messenger RNA of Diprion similis, 1461 nucleotides long. RefSeq names its product proton-coupled folate transporter-like. NCBI's taxonomy places the organism in Eukaryota, Metazoa, Arthropoda, Insecta, Hymenoptera, Diprionidae. Gene Ontology annotation, cellular component: membrane. Bases 1 to 1461 code for a protein of 486 amino acids. Gene Ontology annotation, biological process: transmembrane transport. The transcript is spliced from 7 exons. Gene Ontology annotation, molecular function: transmembrane transporter activity. The record is from RefSeq and is a predicted model, not a curated record.